AUGGCCCUCAUCGGCGAAAAACCGAAAGGCAUCAUCUAUCUCCUCCAAAAUGGGGGCUACGCAGGGUCUGCGCUGGGCUUCCGGGUGCCUUCUCUGCUCCGCCUGACGGACACCAAAGCCAACAGGCCCGGCAUGGACCUUCUCCACUUCAUGGCCCUGGAGGUUGAGAGGAAGGAGCCCGCCCUCCUCUGCUUUCCCAGCAAGCUGCCACACGUGGGGCCGGCCUCGCGGAUCGUGGAGGGCGAGGUGCUGGCGGAGCUGCGAUGCCUAGGGGCACGCCUGCGGGGGGCCCGGGGGUGGCUGGGGGCCCUGGGCUGGGAGGGGCGCCUGGGGCCCUUCCUGGAGGCGGCCGAAGCGGAGCUGGGGGCAACCUGGGCCUCCUGGGAGGGGAUGCGCCGCGCACAGGCCGCCCUGGCCGACUUCCUCUGCGAGGAGACCCUUGGCUUCAGCCUCCCCGACUCCUGCGCCAUCUUCCAGGCCUUUGCUGAGCGCUUCCAGGUGGCCGUCCAGGUGAGAAGGAGGAGGGAGGAGGGCCCUAUCCCCCUCCCCAAUCCUGCACAUGAGCCCCUUCCCAGGUUGGCAGGAGGACCACAUAAGGAUGCUCCUGUGCAAGCUUCUGAUGGGAAGCAGGAGAGGAAGCACGUCAGAGGCUCAAAGAGAGGGGAAAGCUCACUUCUCUUCUUGCAGGUAGAACAGUUCAGGUAGAAGAGGAGCUCAAGAGUGUCCCUUGCUCAGAGAGAAGAGUCCCCAAUGCUGACUCUGUCUCUCUUGAGGCUCUUUCUCAAGGAAAGGGACACAAAGGCACUCGAAAGAAAGGCUUCAGAGAGGAAGAAUUGGGAGGAAUACAGGAGAAGUGUGUCAUGCGCAGAUAUCUAUGGCAACAACACAACAAUGUAUGUCC
Anolis sagrei ordinatus is the source of this 901-nucleotide messenger RNA. NCBI's taxonomy places the organism in Eukaryota, Metazoa, Chordata, Lepidosauria, Squamata, Anolidae. The record is from RefSeq and is a predicted model, not a curated record.